This is a messenger RNA of Neolamprologus brichardi, 2686 nucleotides long. Lineage: Eukaryota; Metazoa; Chordata; Actinopteri; Cichliformes; Cichlidae. The record is from RefSeq and is a predicted model, not a curated record.
GACCUGCCGCCGGACUUCCGUCAGAGCACCGACAAGCUGGAGAGGAACUUCAUCGUGUCCGCCGUCAUCUUCAAGAAGUACGUCCCCAUCUUCAAAUCCAUCUUCAGGGCGCCGUCAGAGGAGCCGCCACGAGUGCACCGCAGCCGCAAGCAGAGACGCCACCCGUGCACCGUGACCGAGGUCUUCAACUUCUGCUGGGUGCUGUUUGUCCACGCCAAAGGGAACUUCCCGAUGAUCAGCGACGACCUGGUGAACUCGUACCACCUGCUGCUGUGCGCCCUCGACCUCGUCUUCACCAACGCCCUGCUGUGCAACGCCAGGAAGGACCUGCUGAACCCCGAGUUCAAAGGCCUUCCUGAGGACUUCGGCACCAAGGACUUCCGGCCGGCCUCGGGCCCGUUCUGCUUCAUGGAGCAGCUGUGCCGGCUGCACGACGGCCUGGUGCUGGAGGCCAAAGGGGUCAAAGAGCACUUCUGGAAACCCUUCAUCAAGAAGCUCUUCCACAAGAGGAUUCUCCGAGGAAAGGAGGACAGUCUGACCGGCUUCCUGGACCCCAUGAACUUUGGAGACAGUCUUUUGGCGCUCAGCCGCCUGUACGAGGAGCACGUUUUGGCCACGGGCAGCCUGGACGAGAGGAUCUUCACCGGCGAGGGAGCGAGCGAGGACAUUGGCACCCCGGGGCCCUGCCUGUGCGAGGGGGCGGAGAACCAGAACAGCGCCACCUUCAGGCUCCACACCAGCCUCGCUGCCUCGGCUCUGAAAGUCUCCACCCCACUGACGGGCAGGAAGUACGUGCAGGAGGGCAGCCUGGCGUCUCCGCUCUCCUCCGCCAUGAAGAGCGUGGGGCGUCUCCACACGCUGCUGUCGGGCACCAAGCAGGGGCCGAGCGCCAAGCUGGCCGAGACGCUCAGGAGCUGCGCCAGAGACCCGAGCAACGCCAUCAGCCGGCGCCUGAACGACAUGUUCGACGUCUUCUCCCAGCACUACGAGGACGGCGCCACAGAUGGGGGCAGGGCCAUGGGCAAAGACAUGGCGGUGAAGUACUUCCACCUGGCAGAGGCGCUCUACUACAGGAUCCUGGAGUCAGUCAUCGAGAGAGAGAAGAUGAUUCUGGGCGACGCCGACCUGUCUUGUAUUCUGGAGCAGGAUAUCUUCCACCGCUCUCUGCUCGCCUGCUGCUUGGAGAUCGUCAUCUUCUCCGUGUGUGUGUUUCAGGUGAUGCCUCCUCAGUACUUGGAGCAGCAGGAUGAGAGCAGCUCCGGCAGCGUUCCCGUCACUCCGGUCAGCCACGGCGCCGAGCUCAGCAGCAGCAGCACGCUCAAAGGUGUGUCCCCCUCCCCAACCACCCUGUUGGACCGUUACAGCUCACCGCCGGCCAGCACGGCUCGCCGCCGUCUCUUUGUUGACCCCGUGGACAGCGAGCCCGGCCUCGCCUCCAGUGGCUCCGCCAGCACUGCUGUCGCCAAGCCCACCCAGGCGAGCCUCGUUACGGCCAUCCCGGCGGGGCAGACUGUGGUCACUAUGGCAACUGCCACCGUGACCGCCAACAACGGGCAGACAGUGACCAUCCCGGUGCAGGGGAUAGCCAAUGAGAGCGGAGGGAUUACCUUCAUCCCGGUGCAGGUGAGCGUGACAGGACAGGCUGGUGCCGCUCUGCAGCCGCUGCCCCCGCAGGCGCUCGCCGGCACCAUCGCCGUCCAACCAGCCACUGUCAAGCCGGCCCCUAAACCGGCCGGCGGCGCGCUGAGGAAGGGCUCGCUGUCACUGUUCUUCAGGAAGGUGUACCACCUCGCCAGUGUCCGCCUCCGAGACCUGUGCGCCCGGCUGGACAUCAUGCCGGAGCUCCGGAGGAAGAUCUGGACCUGCUUCGAGUACUCGCUGGUCCACUGCACGGACAUGAUGAUGGACCGACACCUGGACCAGCUCCUCAUGUGUGCCGUCUACGUCAUGGCCAAGGUCAGUCAGGUUCUUCAUCGUCGUGACAACGAGCUCAGAGAUGAAGGUAGAUGUUCAGAGACUCACAAAGAAGACGAGCAGGUUCAGUUCAGAAAGGCCAGAGCUCUGUGUCCGUACCCCUCCGUGAGGACCGGCUCUCCCCGCCGGAUGCUUCUGUCCAGCAAACACUCCAUCUACAUCUCGCCUCACAAGGCAGGCUCCGCCCCCUCACUGAUGACCCCCAGGGAAAAGAUUCACUACUACAUCUGCAGCAGCCCCCCCAACCGUCUCCAGGAGAUCAACAGCAUGAUCCGCACCGGAGAGACUCCGACCAGGAAGCGUGGCAUGGCUCUGGAGGAGGGAGCCUCGCCCAAACGCGUCUGUCCCGACUCCAACGCUCUAAUGCGCCGCCUGCAGGACGUCGCCAACGACCGCAGCUCCUCCCAGUGACGCACGCAAACAGACGGAGUGUUUUACUGUGAAGGAGCAGCUUCCUGUGUUUUAGUCGUGUUUUCCUUUCUGUUUUUAACAUCGAUGUUUUAAAUCUGUCAGUUUGGUCUUAAGCUUCGUGCGUGCUUCGUCUCCUUCGCUGUCCCAUGUCUGUAAAUACGUGUACAGAAGAGCAAAGAGAAGCUAUUUAAUGGAGCUCACAGCUGUAAGUUAAGUGCCUUUAUUUUGUACUGUUUACAUCCUGCAGGCGUUUCCUUGGUUACAGGCUCCCGAUGUAAAAACAAUAAACUGUGUGAACUGA